Molecule: messenger RNA, 2458 nt
Organism: Talaromyces proteolyticus
Lineage: Eukaryota; Fungi; Ascomycota; Eurotiomycetes; Eurotiales; Trichocomaceae
Exons: 5
Coding region: 86-2233 (715 amino acids)
Biological process (GO): regulation of DNA-templated transcription
Cellular component (GO): nucleus
Molecular function (GO): zinc ion binding; DNA-binding transcription factor activity, RNA polymerase II-specific
Source: RefSeq, a predicted model, not a curated record
UUCAUCGAUUGCCGCAAUUCUUAGAGAUUAACAAGGGAAUCGUCUAGCUCGGGCUUACUAUUGUUAUGACUGAUACAAAAUUGCCAUGCUACGUCGGAAUGGAAAACGCACCUCCUGCGAACCAUGCAGGAUGGCUAAAGUGCGGUGUGACCAUACUACGCCGAUUUGUCGACGAUGCCAAUCGAGAAAUAUCACUAAUCAGUGCUACUACCAUCCUGCUCCUUUAACCAAAGAAAAGGGCGGAAAUAGCGGUUCUCUCGCAAAACAGAAAGAUCAGAGUCAAGUCAGAUCGAAAUCAAAGAAAAUUGCCUACAGUUCUAUAAACUCACAAAACUUUUAUGCAAAUUCUAUUGGAGUAUCCGAUAAUGCCUCCUUUCUUGGGCCAACUAGCUAUUUGUCUGUAUUCAGAGAGACAUCCUUAAGGAUAUCCCGAAAAGAGAACGACUCUUUGAAAGCAGAAUUUGAGCGGUGGCGAACUGACUAUACAUACACACGUGCCCGUCUAGUUCAUCUAAUCUCUAUGAUCGGAUUUUACUAUGACCAAAUCGCUUGGUACUAUAGCAAGGGAGGCUUCACUAUUAUUCCAGGGCCCCUUGUCCGGCGUCUACUCCACCUGGGGCGGGAACGUAUCGAAAAAAAUUCCUGGGAUGUUACAGGCGAUUGGGAUAAGAUCUACAAGGAAAUAACCAACGCGACAUCACGUCCUAUUGAGUUCACAAGUAGCAUGUCGUCCGAUGAAUUCUGUUCUUUGUUCACCCGAGAGAUUCGGUGGGAAUUCGUUGGGCUUAUGUUUGCUUUGGCUGGAUUUAGUGUUCACCGCCGGUAUAAAGGCACUCAUGUCUUGAACUUAGCUAAAGGUGUAGAGAUGGACGCCGAGACGUUUGCAAAAGAGAUGGUGCUCGCGGGUAAUGCUUGUAUUGACAUAUUCAGACAGCAUGGACAGGUUAACGAUGUAAUAAUUUGGAUGCGGUAUACCCAUGCCCUCUUAGCAACAGAGGUAUUAGGGGAGACUGGUGAGCGGCUAUAUAGUCUCUUCGGCGACUUAGUGUCGAGCAUUUACGCAGUGGGUCUACAUCGUGCCGUACAUUCUACAAAUAUUCCAUUUUAUCUUUCUGAGACCCGGAAACGAAUGAUGGCAAUUUUGCACAAGGGAGACAAAGGUCUAUCAACGCUUCUAGGACGACCACCCCGCCUCCCACAUAGAUACUGCGAUAUCACGCCUCCGUUAGAUCUAGCAGAUGAUCAGCUAUUCUUGACUGACAGGGAGUUGGAGGUAGCCCUUGAAGGACUUAGUGAAGAUGGCUGGAAUCGUCGAGGACAAUUCUAUCCGGCAACCGUUCUACGCAUGCGCCAUGUACUAUCAACCCUUAAGGAGCGGGUGCUUGACUUGGCUUUGGGAUAUAAAUGUGAAAGCUAUCAGGAUUUACUGCAGACGUACCAAUCAUGCCAAAAAACCUGGGACCGGAUCCCAGUCAGAUUCCGCUAUAAUUCCAACUGUUGGCAAGAAAAAGACAUCACUGAAUGCCUGGCUCGAGCCGUUGUCUAUUUUGAGUAUCUCUCCUGUGUCUUCCAUACGCAACGGAUGAGAUAUGAAGGGAGUCGUGAUACAGUACAUGAUUUGCUUGAUGCCUCGAUGCAAGUGGUAUCUGUCGUCUUGGAUCUCGUCAAGCAUUAUAAUCACCAUGAAGUCCAGAACCAAUUUCCAUGGAUUUUUCUGGUAUACGGCAUCCCAGCCGCUGGAGUACUUGUCACUGAAGUCCACCGCCACACCAUUUCCAAUAAACCUCUUCCAUCGUCACCAUCUCGUUCAGAGAUUAUUCGCUCCCUAGUCUUUUUAGUAUCAUGGCUUCGAACUGUUGAAAUGCCGUCUUCAGUCACCGCUACCGCAUGCGUGGAAGCCACAAAUAUGAUAAGUCGGCUUCUUGAUGAGACGCUGAACUAUCAGUCAGCCCUCUCUCCUUCUACAUAUUCUACUUUUCAAGACCUUGAAUAUCAGUCACAAAGUCACAAUACCACCUUUCGUAUUUCCACACCCUCUCCAGAACAAUUUACUGAGGAAAUGACUCAACCACAGCAACAACAGAUGAGCAUAAGAGAAACAUCAAUCGAAUCGUCAUUAGGAUUCGGAAUAGAUACUAAAUUUGGCGUUAAUCUAAUGAGUGAAGGACUGAAUUGGCUUGAUGAUUUGGACUGGGAUAUGGGAAGAACAGUGACAGCGGACAAGGGUUCGUAAUUGCAUCCACGCGAACCUCGAGCACCUGCAUGCUUAAGAUUUAAUACUCAGCAUGUGAUCAGCAAGCACAUGAUGGUUGCUCACUCCUGACUACAAAAAGACACUGGGUAUCGUAAUGAAUUUCAUUCGAAUGAUGUCUAUGUGAACGAACAACUAGUAGAAGUUUAUUCAGAAUAUUGUGAAAAUCAUUUUGCCAGUCUGCAAGUUUAAGAGUAUAGAAGUGAC